Mugil cephalus (flathead mullet) is the source of this 3910-nucleotide messenger RNA. RefSeq names its product retinal guanylyl cyclase 2-like. Gene Ontology annotation, molecular function: protein kinase activity; ATP binding; guanylate cyclase activity. The record is from RefSeq and is a predicted model, not a curated record. The transcript has 24 exons. Lineage: Eukaryota; Metazoa; Chordata; Actinopteri; Mugiliformes; Mugilidae. Gene Ontology annotation, biological process: cGMP biosynthetic process; protein phosphorylation; intracellular signal transduction. Bases 169 to 3333 code for a protein of 1054 amino acids.
CUCCUGAACUCUAAACAGGAUUAGACCAAAGCCUCUCUCUUCCCUGCUCAUCCUGACAUCAGCACAUUCUGCAGCUCGUCCAUGAUUCAGUGCUCACAGGAUUCUCCGUUGACUGGAGCUGGACGUUCUGCUUUUGACAGAUGAAGCUCUGAGACAAAGGUUUUCAAGAUGCAGCUUCCCUGGUUGCUGCUGGUGUGCCUCUGGUUCGUAGGCAUUACUCAUGUUUGGACAGCAACCUUCAAGCUGGCUCUGAUUGGCCCAUGGUCAUGUGACCCAAUGUUCUCGCGGGCAAUGCCGUCGGCGGCGGCUAACCUGGCGUUGUCACGGUUACGGAGCGACAGUGGUCUGAGCCGAGGAUACUGGUACGACGUGAAGCUGUUAGACGAGCACUGCUCCACUUCCAAAGCUCUAACAGAACUCGGGGACAUGGAGGGUUAUGGGCAUGCCUACAUUGGGCCUUUUAACCCCGCCCUCUGUCAGAGUGCAUCCUUAUUGGCCCAGCACUGGGAGGUGGGGCUCGCCUCUCCUGGCUGUCUGGACAAGGAAUGGCCAAACCUGUCCCCCAUCACCCGUCCCAGCAGCGUCCUGUUCACCGUGCUCAGGUUCUUCCGGUGGGCGCAUGUCGCCAUCAUCUCAGCUCCGACUGACCUAUGGGAGGGCACCGGACAAGAAGUAGCAUCUGCACUCCGAGCUAUGGGUCUGCCGAUCGGCCCUGUUGUCACCAUGGAGACAGUGAACAGGGCUGGGGCUCAGGAGGCGCUGAAAAGGAUCAGAGAGGCCGACAAAGUCAAAGUUGUCAUCAUGUGCAUGAGUUCAAUGCUGAUUGGUGGAGAGGAUCAGAGGGAGCUCCUGUUGGCUGCUCUGGACAUGGGGAUGGUAUCUGAUGGUUAUGUGUUCAUUCCCUAUGACACCCUCCUAUACGCCAUGCCGCACCAGGACACAAGAUUUCACCAGCUGACCAAUAGCACGCAGCUUCGUCACGCCUACAGCGCUGUCUUGACUGUUACCAUGGCAUCCGACCAAAGUUUCUACGAAGCUUUUCGCCAGGCUCAAAUCAGCCGAGAGAUUCGUUCUGCUAUCUCUGCUACAGAGGUGUCUCCACUGUUUGGGACCAUCUUUAACAUGGUAUACUUCGUUGCUAAGGCUGUGGAAGAACGUCGUGAGGCAGGCGGUGGGCACUGGGUGACAGGAAAUCAGCUCAUCCAAUCGGACGGAGGCUUUGAUUUCCAGGGCUUUAAUCAGGUGUUGUAUGGAGGUAGAGAGGGGCGUGGCCUACAAGCCAGGUAUGUGGUGCUGACCAGUGAUGGCGACCGCCUCGUUCCAACACACUCUCUUGCUCCGACUCAUGCUGGCGGGACAAUUGGAGGUUUAAAACCACUGAGGCACUCCAUCGUCUUCCCUGGAGGAAAACCCCCCACAGCCAGCUUUUGUUGGUUCGAUCCAGAAGAAGCUUGUGGUGGGGGUAAUGACCCAGUGACAAUGCUCUUCAUCGUCCUGCUGCUGUGUGCUGUGAUCCUAGUGUUUGUCUUUUGGAUCAGGAAGUACAAGAAAGCAGCAAACGUAACCAAACUGAUCCUGACUCUGGACGACGUCGCCUUCAUCGAUACUCAAGUCAGCAGGAAGAAACUGAAUGACGACUCGAUCAUGAGGAGCAUUGUGGAAAUUAAAACUCCUUUAUGCUCAGUGGCUCGAAGUUAUAUCCUGACAACACCAGAGAGCUCCAACGUUGGAAUACUGGAGGGUGACUGGGUUUGGCUGAAGAAGAUUCCUGUUGGAAACACAGUAACAGCUGUCAGUAAAAACACCCAGAGUCUGUUCAGCCAGUUGCGGGAGAUGCGUCACGAGAACCUGAACCUGUACCUUGGUCUGUUUUUGGAUUCGGGAAUCUUUGCUCUGGUGGUUGAACACUGUCCCAGAGGAAGUCUGGCAGAUCUGUUGGCUGACAGCAACAUGAGGCUGGACUGGAUGUUUAAAUCCUCCCUUCUCACAGACCUCAUCAAAGGGAUGAAGUACCUUCAUCUUCGAGGUUUGAGUCAUGGACGUCUGAAGUCCACAAACUGUUUAGUGGAUGGACGUUUUGUUCUUAAAAUUACAGACUAUGGAUUUCCCAUGCUCCUUCACUCCGAGAGCAUCAACCUUCCUGAGGACGCCCACGAGCUGCUGUGGACGGCCCCGGAGCUUUUAAGGAAUCCGGUCCGAGGAGGCUCAUUUGCUGGAGAUGUAUUCAGUUUCUCCAUCAUCAUACAGGAAGUGAUCUCGCGAACAAUGCCAUACGCCAUGAUGGACAUGCCGGCCCACGAGAUUGUCGAACGUCUGAAGCGGCCACCUCCUCUCUGCAGGCCGGUGGUUUCAGUGGACGAAGCUCCGACUGAGUGUCUCAAUCUGAUGAACGACUGCUGGAAUGAAGAUCCAAAUAAGAGGCCCAACUUUGACGACAUUUUCAAACAGUUUCGGGGCAUUAACAGAGGGAAGAGGGCAAACAUCAUCGACUCCAUGUUGCGGAUGUUGGAGCAGUACAGUUCAAACCUGGAGGAUCUGAUCAGAGAACGGACAGAUGAGCUGGAGGUUGAGAGAAACAAGACAGAGAAGCUGAUUGGACAACUCCUGCCAAAGUCUGUAGCUCAGUCACUGAAGAAAGGGAAGCCGGUCCAACCCGAACAUUAUUCAGACUCCACUCUUUACUUCAGUGACAUCGUCGGAUUUACCACAAUCUCAGCUCUCAGUGAACCCAUCGAGGUGGUGGACCUGCUGAAUGACCUUUACACCAUGUUUGAUGCCAUCAUCGCUACUCAUGACGUCUACAAGGUAGAAACCAUUGGAGAUGCGUACAUGGUGGCUUCAGGGGUCCCCAACAGAAAUGGGAAUCGUCACGCUGCUGAAGUGGCAAACAUGUCUCUGGACAUCCUGCACUCGAUCGGAGCCUUUAAGAUCAAACACAUGCCUGAGAUUAAAGUCAAGAUACGAAUCGGACUUCACUCUGGUGCGGUGGUAGCAGGUGUGGUGGGCCUGACCAUGCCCAGGUAUUGUCUGUUUGGAGACACAGUGACCACGGCGUCUCACAUGGAAGCCAGCGGGCUGCCCUACAGAAUCCACAUCAGUCUGAGUACAGUCAAGGUCCUGACCAGUCUCAAACUGGGCUACCACAUUGAUACCAGGAAGACCGAGGUGAAGGGCACAGAAGACACCUAUUGGCUAAUGGGCCGAGAAGGUUUCAACAAACCUCUUCCUGUUCCUCCAGACCUUACUGGAGGUGCCAGUAACCAUGGCAUCAGUCUGGAUGAGAUUCCAGUUGAGAGACGGCAAAAGUUCCUGGACCGACAGAAGAAGAAAUAAUGCCAAGACAGAGAUGUAUUUAAGGAAACACACGAACACAUAUUCAUAUAUAGAGAUGACCACUCAUUAAUGGAUCAACAGACACACACCUGUUGAACCAACCACAAACACAUGACACACACACACACACACACACACACACACACUACCUCAAACAUUUUAAGAAGUGGUGAGCAUUUCAGCCAAAUACAUUUAAACUAAUGAGAAGAUAACAAUGGUGGAGGAGAAGAUCUCUGACCAUUAGAAGAUUAUAGACAGAUCUGAUAUUGUACAGUUUGUGGUGAUUAAACACCAGCAGAGAGUAAUUUAAACAUGAAUGGACAACUGAAUAGUUUGAAUAGACAGUGAUUUUAAUCAUUUAUAUUAAACUUGUAAAUGUCUGUGCCUCUCAUCAGUGUAUACUGCUUUAUUCAGGAAUGUUUUUACUGUAACAACCUUCACACUGUUAUGAAUCAGUGUUACAUUUUGUCACCAUGUUGAAUGUAUGAAUCAAUUAACACAGACCUAGUUAUGUAGCUCGACAGACUGUCCCGUGUCACUGUUAGGUACUGGAUGAAUAAAUUUUUUAAAAAUGUGA